CAUCUGUCGUUUUGAAAACGAAAAGCCUAAGCACAUGCUUGUCAGCGUGGUUUAUAAACUUGUGUUAAAUUUGUGUUAAUUGUGAGUAAUUAUUAAACAAAAUGCCGAAAUCAAAGCGAGAUAAGAAGAUUUCUCUGACCAAAACAAAGAAAAAGGGUCUAGAAUUAAAGCAGCAUAUAAUUGAAGACAUCAGAGAAUCCGCGGAAAAGUAUGCUCGUAUAUUUUUGUUUUCUGUACAAAAUAUGCGCAACAAUAAACUAAAAGAUUUGAGAGCCGAGUGGAUGGACAGUAGAUUUUUCUUUGGAAAAAACAAAAUAAUGGCUCUAGCUUUUGGCAAAUCAGAAGAAUUAGAAGUUUCUGAAGGUGCUCACAAGUUGGCAAAUGCACUCAAAGGACAAUGCGGUUUGCUUUUCACGAAUAGACCUAAAAAGAAGAAACUGCUGGGAAGAGCUUUGGCUACUUUUAAGUUAAAACCGCUUGGAGUUUACACAAAGAAACACGGAUACAAGAAAUUGUCGAAUGACACUGAAAAUGAAAUGGACGUAGACGAAGAAAAAACGUGAAGUGAAUCAGAGUGUAAAAUAUUUUUAAUAAAUAAGUUGUUAGUAAA
Belonocnema kinseyi is the source of this 610-nucleotide messenger RNA. It is a transcript of the gene RpLP0-like, whose product is annotated as mRNA turnover protein 4 homolog. Gene Ontology annotation, cellular component: preribosome, large subunit precursor; nucleolus. The transcript has 3 exons. Bases 102 to 563 code for a protein of 153 amino acids. Gene Ontology annotation, molecular function: RNA binding. Lineage: Eukaryota; Metazoa; Arthropoda; Insecta; Hymenoptera; Cynipidae. The record is from RefSeq and is a predicted model, not a curated record. Gene Ontology annotation, biological process: rRNA processing; nuclear-transcribed mRNA catabolic process; ribosomal large subunit biogenesis.